GUUCAUAAAUCUUCAAAGCCGGGAUCAGCAGCAGGUUGAGUGAAGACACUGAAGGAGGGAGAGUGAGGCAGAUGGAGAAGAAACGGUGAUGGGGAGGGAUCCAAAAAAAACACAGCAUGGCGGGUGGGAGAGCAGAUAGAGAGAGGGGAGUGUGUGUGUGUGUGUGUGUGUGUGGUGGGGAGAUCCAUCCACUAACGCAGAAGUUUCAGCUCCGCGCUCCACACACAGCCAGGACGAAGGACAGAAAGCACUAACAGGUAAAAUGUUGCUGCAUUCGAGCGUUCUGAUUGGCCUGCUGUGCCUGGGCCAGCCCGGCGGCGCCUGGGGAUUGGCCCGCCUGCUAGACCACGCAGAGCUGCGCUCGGCCUUCUCCGUGUCGCGCACCAACAGCAUGGAAGGUGGACCGAAAAUGACCGUGACCUUUGACAUGGUUUACGUCAACAUUGGCGGAGACUUCGAUGCCAAGGCGGGAUUGUUUCGCUGCCGCAUCCCCGGGGCGUACUACUUCUCCUUCACGGUGGGGAAGUUCCCCCACAAAGACCUGUCUGUGAUGCUGAUGAAGAACAGGAACGAGGUGCAGGCCAUCGUCUACGAGGAGAACGCCGGAGAGGAGAGAAAGGUGCAGAGCCAGAGCGUCAUGCUGCAGCUGGAGUUCGGGGACACCGUCUGGCUCCGUCUCCAUGGCGACCCCCGUUACGCGCUCUACAGCAACACCGGGCACUACACCACCUUUAACGGCUACCUGAUCUACCCCGACAUACAGCUACCAGACCCACCACCACCAGCACCAGACGACGGGAGAUCCGCCUUCUCCGUGGGCCGCACCCAAAGCAUCCUGGGAAUCGACCAGGUGGGGGUACCACAGCACCGGCCAAUCAGCUUCGACACGGCUUUCGUCAACAUCGGCGAGGACUUCAACGUGACGGAGGGCGUGUUCACCUGCCGCGUGCCAGGGGCGUACUACUUCUCCUUCAACGUGGGCAAGCUGCCCAUGAAGACGCUGUCCGUGAAGCUGAUGAAGAACCGCCUGGAGGUCCAGGCGAUGAUCUACGACGACAGCCAGGGCGAGAAGGCCCUGCAGAGCCAGAGCCUGAUGCUGGCGCUGAAAUCAGGCGACGUCGUCUGGCUCUACUCCCACCAGAGAGACGGAUUCGGAGCCUACAGCAACCACGCCAAGUACAUCACCUUCACCGGUUUCCUGGUUUACCCCGACAUCAGCCCCAGCUCCCCCACCACUGCCACCACCAGCCAAUCAGAAGCCGCAAAGAGGCCCUAACUGCAGCUGGGUGGCAAAUGACUGAGCAUCCUGGGUGGGAUUCAUGUUCACACCGCGAAAACACAACAUCUUACCAAGAGGUUUUGGUCUGGUUUCUUAUUACACUUGAAAUAAGACAGAACUAACUUACAUGUAGCUUUUCAGCAAAAUAGGUAGCUUGUUUUCCGUAAUAUGUGGAAUAAUUCCCUGUAUGUGGAAUCCCAAAAAUUUAAAUGGAACCAUUUUAUGUACUUCUUUGCACUACGUUCAUCAAACUUUGGAAUCUAAAUUUUAAAUAGACAACAUGUUGAAGCCAUGGAAGAUGUGAAAUAAGUUUGAUGUUCUGUUGUCUGAAGUCUACAUUUCUAACUGUUUAUAUGAAAAUUGUCUCUUUACAGCUGAUACUAUGUAAUAUACACACUUGAGUUCAUGACAAAUGUCCUCUAAGGGACAGCAAAAGAAUAUUCUGUUCUAAUAUUGAAGAAAAAAUUCUGGUCCUAAUGGCAGAUUAUUUCAUUUCAAACAAGACAUUUAAUCCAUCAGUUGUACUAUUUUUAAGCAAUAUUCGUGAAUUAUUGACCUAGAACAAGCUCCUAUAUAUUGUUGAAAAAUUGCCUGCAAAUUAAUUUUGCCUUAAUUCAACUGUACUAACAUAUUUUCUGUAGAAACUGGGCAAAGCUACUUGGUAAGAUUUUGUGUUUUUGCAGUGAAAGUCACAGAGGGUAUCAGGAAUAAUUCCUUCUCAAAGUCAAAGGAGUUUUGGACUCAGAACCUCAGAGAGAAUCUAUUUAGUUUAUAGCUAAUGGCUUCCCAUGUCAGGAGUCCAUCUCACUUGAGUGUGAAUAUUUCACUCUAUAAUGAAAGUUCCACUACGUGUUGGAUUAUGCACAAACGUUGCAAAAGUAAGAAAAUCAAAUUUAGCCCCACUUCAAAAUAACCUGCUAGCAUAAUUUCAAUGAGAUCAAGAGAAAGUGUUAGCAUUGGUGGUGGGCACCGCUAGCUAAAAUGUUAGCUGUGCUAACCCUAAGGGGCUAGUCAUAACCCUUCUGCUAUUGGUGAAGUGCUACACCAACAUGGUAUUUAGAGGGAGCUAAUGCUAAAGCGCUAACGUCAAUUCAUAUUAUAUCUGCCCUUGAAAGACUACAACGCUAAACCACCAAUUAAAUAUGACAUUAUAAUUUACAUAUUCUGUAAUUAUACGUUGUGUUAUGUUUAUAUUUUUCUCUCAAGUUCCGUUUUUAUUUUGUUCCUCUAUGUUUUUUGUUUGAAAUAAAGUUAUUGGAGCAGGGGUUGAAACUGACCCUGAGGAAAGGAAACAGUUGCUGCGUAAACAGUUUUCGCCCACUUCAAAGUAAGAGCAUGAAUAUAAACGUCUAACUACUUGAAGAGUUUUAAACUGUCUGUGACUUAACGUUCAACACAUGUUGAACUUUAUUUAACUAAACUUUCCCAAACAGCCAAGUAAAUUAUCCCUUUAGAAUCUAUAUGGACAAAUGAAUUUAGGGGAAGUGAGCUAAAUGUUUUCAAAGUUAGCAAAAGUGCUAAAUGAAACAUCAGAUCUGCUAUUAGCAGAUUAGCAGAAGGGUGCCCACCACUGGUUAGCACAAAUAUCAUCUAUCUGCACUUUACUAAAUAAUUAAUUCUGGUUAAAUUAGUCAGGUCCAGUCUAAAUAAAUACAAACUGAAGCCAGUCUGGGUGCAGUUUUCUAUAACGGAUCAAUAAUAACUGUCAACAAAACAACAAAUGAAGUUUUUAAGUUCCAAGAAAAUUUAAGUGACACUAAAAUGAUAAUCAUCUGAUAUGCUUAAUUUUUACAGACUCUAUCCACAACUGUACAAUAAAAUAUAAAGUAGUUUAUUUUAGAAGCUUCUAAUGUGGACUUAAUUCAAAAACGUCAACUAAGCUAAUGUUCAUUGACAAGUUUGGUUGAAUCAUGAGCUAAAAAUGCUGUAAAAUUAAAGCAUUUCUCUGUGAAAUAGAUUUACCAAAGAGUUGGACAUUCAUAAAUGGUCGUUUGAUCUGAACAUUUCUGCAAAGUAAUUCGAAUCGAUUUAACCUUCAGUGGUUUGAUAAGCACGGAUAAUCAGAAUUUUCAUUCUCUACUGAAAUAUUCCUUGAAGUGUUGGCUUCCUGUCAAACGUUUGGUGUUUCUGCUUAUAAGUAAGACGUCUCUUUACUUGUUUUACUUGUUUACCGCAUGUAAAUUACUGUGAACCGUGUUGGGCUUUUGUGUCAAAAUGAGUGUUUUCUUUCCAAUAUUUGGGAGCUCGAUGUUGUCUCUCGGUCGCAGGGGGAGCGGAGGAUUCCAGGACAGAACUGACACAGAUUUGGAAGAAGAGCACAACUCCGUAUCCAUACAACUGUUGACCACCCGCCUCCUCCGAGCCUGCGGGGAUCUGGGACAUAAUUUGAUUUCUAAUUCUAGCAGCAUUUAUUUCACGUCUUCAGACAGAGCCCACUGUGGGGAAAAUUGAAUUGCUUCUCCCAGGCUGCAGUGAUGUGCAUAUCUAAUUUCACACCGCUAGGAAUAAGAUUAUACAGUUCAAACUGUCAUGGACCCUUCCCUUAUCAAACAACCCGAUCCUCUGGAGGACCGCAGGGGUUCAACUUUAGUUUUGUUGAACGUUUAGAUGUUUUGAUGACAUUGGUUGAAAAUUUAUGAGAUGCAAACCUUUGACUUUACUCCAGUCAGUCAGUAUUUGGCAAAAGAAAACUGAGUUAGAGUUAGGAAUCAGCAGCGGGGAAACAUGUUGGGAGAGCGUUCCACAGAUCUGCAGGAAACUGUUUGAAAAUGUUUGCUCUAUAUGCAAAUCUCACCCAGUUUUAAAUGAGACGCCAUUUAGAAAUCAGGCUGGAAAAAGGCGCUUGCUGUGAUUUCUGUUAGAAACCGUAAAGGCAGGAACACUUUAGCAAAGCAAACCACUGAAAACUCAUUUCCUCUGGAUGUGUUUGACAGAGGAAGUGGACUAAACAUGAAAACAUCUUUAUGUCUAAAGAUAAUGAUAAGCCUGAAAAUAUGAAUUUUCCUGUCUCACUGAUUGCUGCUUUCGAAAGCUUUAAGGCGGCAGCGACUUUUAGGAAACAAACUUGCGGUUAAUUUUCUCUCCCAGUAAACUCUGAGUUUCUCCUUUAGUCUCAGAAGAAAGCUCCCUCCAUCUCAGCCUCAGCGUGAGAGCGGCCCAGAUCGAUUCAACCGGCCCGAUGCAGCUCAGGAAAUCAUGUUUGUUCUGUCCACAACCCUCCAGAAUCAUCCAAAACCCACCAGAACCCAUACGGAACCAUCCAAACCCUCCAGAUCCCUUAGGAGCCCUACAAAACCCUUAAGAGCCCUUCAGAACCCACCAGAACCAUCCAAAACCCACCAGAACCCCUCCGGAACCAUCCAAAACCCACCAGAACCCCUCCAGAACCAUCCAAACCCCACCAGAACCCCUCCAGAAUCAUCCAAACCCCACCAGAACCCCUCCAGAACCAUCCAAAACCCACCAGAACCCCUCCAGAACCAUCCAAAACCCACCAGAACCCCCCAGAACCAUCCAAAACCCUCUACAAGCCACCAAAACCUCUUCAGAACCAUCUAAAACCCUCCAGAACCUACCAGAACCAAUCUAGAAUCUUUCCAGAACCCUCCAAACCUACAGAACAAUCUAGAACACUGCAGAAUCCUUCAGAAUCUCUCCAAAACCCAUCCAGAACCACCUAGAACCCCUGCAAAACUUCCAGAACCCUCCAGAACUUAUCUAGAACUUCCAAGGCCCAUCCAGAUCCCCUGGCGUGUGCAGCGCUCAGAGACUUGUGUUAUGCAUGCAUGUAACUGAAAACAAAACAUCUGAGGAGAAAUGCUUUCUCAUGAUCGCAUGUCCAGCUUGUGUGUGUUAUGUGUACAGUUCCUGUUUCUGAUGCUUUAGGUCAAAAAUUGUGUAUUUAAAAAUAAUUUCAUUUAUAUAUAUAUAUAUAUAUAUAUAUAUAUAUAUAUAUAUAUAUAUAUAUAUAUAUAUAUAUAUAUUCCAAUUUCUAGAGUUUUCCAAACAGUUUUGUCGGGUCAGAAAAACCCCCUGGGUGAUAUUUUGCUGUCUUCUGUAGUCUGCCCCCAACUAUUUGAGAUGUUAAACGGAUUUUUACAUGUAAAGUGAAUGCGACGGGAAAAAAAACAUUCGUUGAAAUAAACAAGGACAAACAUCUUG
Messenger RNA from Xiphophorus couchianus (Monterrey platyfish), 5440 nucleotides. It is a transcript of the gene c1qtnf4, whose product is annotated as C1q and TNF related 4. Gene Ontology annotation, molecular function: protein binding. The record is from RefSeq and is a predicted model, not a curated record. NCBI's taxonomy places the organism in Eukaryota, Metazoa, Chordata, Actinopteri, Cyprinodontiformes, Poeciliidae.